Messenger RNA from Biomphalaria glabrata, 4597 nucleotides. Its product is annotated as adhesion G protein-coupled receptor E3-like. Gene Ontology annotation, biological process: cell surface receptor signaling pathway; G protein-coupled receptor signaling pathway. Lineage: Eukaryota; Metazoa; Mollusca; Gastropoda; Planorbidae. The transcript is spliced from 7 exons. The record is from RefSeq and is a predicted model, not a curated record. Gene Ontology annotation, molecular function: G protein-coupled receptor activity. Gene Ontology annotation, cellular component: membrane. The coding region runs from base 144 to 2078 and encodes 644 amino acids.
UAUAAUUUAUGUUGGUCUUCAUUUUCUUAUAGUCUCGUGUCUAAAAGAUUUCUUCUCGGAAUGUCUAACGUUCUCUUGAUGUUCAACACAUCGUCAGGUAUGAUUUAACCAGUGAAUGUGAUCCAAAUGACCCUCAGAAAGUCAUGGAUGCAGACAUCGUUCAAGCCUGUCACGAGACUAACGGCUCAAAGUACCAGAUUUACAGCUUUUAUGAUGGCCAGUAUUACAAAAAUAUUUUCUGCUACAUUUGUGGAACGAUGUUAUAUCCAUUUGAGAUGAUGGAUUGGUGGUGCUUUGACAGUUUUGUAGAUGGAGACAUGAAUCUUUAUCGUCUGCUGGUCAACAUUCAUGGCCGAGAUCAAGAGAGCAGUAGCAAACAUUCUGUCUGUAAUGACACUUUUUGGCCAGCACCAAACGGAGAUUGUCUUCAGCUGCGAUGUUCUCCUGGCAAGACUUUAAAGAACGGAACUUGUGUGACAAUAUUUUCAGAGAUCUGUGGCCUCGUGUACAGAGUGAGAGCUCUACUUAUACCCAACGUCUUGAGCACUACCAUAAACUAUACGACGGCUGAUAUCAUGGAUUUGGCAGCAGACCAGAUGUCAAGGCGUCUUAAAAAUAUAAGUGAUGGGCUCAAGUAUCAGUUCGGCAUUGCUACUGACAAAAAUGUAACUGCCACAAAUCAUGCAGUCCCCGUGUUAUGGAGCGACAUUUAUAUUUUAGCCUCGAGACAGCUGACCAGAGAUACAUUUGAGAAGAUAGCCCUAGAGAUUGUCUUUCGUGACAAUGCAGAAAGUGAUUUCAUCUAUAUCAACGUCAUUAAUAAGGAUUGGUUUCGUUUCCAUGGUUCCGAUAAAGAUCAUCUCUGGCUAAAUAAUGUCAAUGUAGAUACGGAACGUAUGAUGAACUCUUUGACUAUUGGAAUUGAAAACAACAUCCUCUUGUCAACAGUUCUGCUAUGUACUUCUAUUACUUUUCACAAAUCAAAUUAUACUGUAGCUUGGAGUGGAACAAAUUUGGAGGGGAACGUGACAGUGACAGUGGAUGUAGGUGGGAGUGUGACAGUGACAGUGGAUGUAGGUGGUACAAUACUAACCAUUUCAAACAUGUCUGACAUGAAUAGCAUGGAGGUCACUGAAAAUGAAGAGUUACAUGUCUGCACAGAAGUCUUGGAGAAAUAUGUCAACGAGUUAAGAAAACAAAAAGAAAAGAGACCGAUAGUCAUGGCAAUGAAUGUUUUAACUUACGUCUGUUUGUGUGCAUCAGAGUUAUGUCUCUUGUUCACUUUAGUUACGUACCUUGGAUUUCCUGAACUUCGAACUGUGCCAGGUAUUAACAACAUGUUCCUCUGUCUGAGUCUUCUACUUGCCCAGUUGGCCUUGGUUCUAGCAUCUAACAUAUCCGCUCCCAGUAAUUUAUGUACAGGUGUAGGUCUAAUCACACAUUUCUUGUGGCUAUGGCACUUCACUUGGAGUUUCUUGUGCAGUCUUCACAUGUUUCAAGUGUUUACAGCCACGGUACCAACUCAGUCAUUAAAUGGCAGUGGCAAGUUCAUUCUUGUUGUUCAACUGACAACGGUAUCACUGGUUCUCCCAGUAACAGUAGUGCUUGCUGUCAUUAUUUCAUCCUUUGUAACAUCGCACACUAUUGGCUAUGGGAGGCUGUCCUGCUACCUUGACACAGCUUAUCUGAUUGGAUUGUCUGUGGUGGCUCCAAUCUGUUUGGUUUCUCUUUGCUGCUUAACAUUCCUGGGCAUAACCAUCGCCAGCAUCCAUAAAGUCAAUAAGAUUCUGAGUCUCGCAUCCUUGGAAAUGGACCAAUACAGAAACUGUUUACUCUACGUGAAAUUGUCCUUUGUAACUGGAGUUUAUUGGAUAGUGACCAUUAUCGCUGAGGCUCUCGACAGCGAUAUCUUGUGGAUUAUUUCACUUCUAUUGAAUGGUCUUCAAGGCGUUGCUAUAUUCGUCUCAUACAUGUGUAACAAAAGAGUGUAUCGACUGUAUCUCUCCAAGUUCUUGUCUCAACAAACUUCAUCACUACAACAAACUUUAUCAGUACAACAAACGAUGACUAGUGAAUGAAACUCAACAUCCUAGCACGGCAACAAACUACAAUGACCAGUCAAUGAAACUUAAUAUCCUGAGAUAGCCAAGACAAAUAUGUUUAUGCUUCAUUGAAUCUCAUAAUUUGCAGUUGUUUCUCUAAAUUAAAAACAGAUGACAUGCAUUACAAAUAAUUAACUGACAGCCAGGUUUUAAAAUAUGCAUUUCUAUAGAUUUUUUAACAAAGUUUAUAUCAACUAUUUCUGUCUGUUUGUCUGUCUAUGUGGUAAAAUUUUGUGCACGUUAUUUCUCUCACACCCAAUCUCGGAUCCAGUUGAAAUAUAUUUUAUUUGCACAAUUAUUUCUUGAACCAGACAAAACAAGAAUCAUUUAAAAAAUUAACCAAUUAUUUAAUUAGCUAUAGGUAAUUAAUUAUUGUGUAUGGUAUUGAACAAAGGAAAGAAAUUGUACUGGCAGAUGUGGUGGUAUAAGUUGAAUUAGUCCCCUUGAGGAGGGUUAGAGUUUGAAUUCAAGUCGUACAACUUUAAAAAAUAAUUAAAAAGCGACCACGGUAACAUUUACAUUCUGGUCCCAACUGGUUCAAACAAGUGAUAGGAUCAGAGUGCACUGAAAAAGCUAAAAGCAUGAAAUUGUGUUAAAGAAAAACACUUAUUAUCGUUAGUCUCGAUCUAUUAAACAUUCAAUGACACAACUGAUCCAAACUUAUUGAUAUAAUUACACUUAAUUUAUGUUUUGGUUUUAAAAAGUAUUUUAUAUGUUUUUCUUGUUUUUUAUAUCGAUUAGAGGCUAUAGAGCUACUCAUUCUGAAACAAAACAUCAACAAUUUUCUUAGAGGCUAUAGAGCUACUCAUUCUGAAACAAAACAUCAACAAUUUUCAUCUCUAUGUGAAACUAAAAGGUUUACGCCCAUAAAAUUAUGUAUAGUUUACUUUUCAAAGAACAGUGUAGGCCUAAGUGGAGCAAAUAAAAUUUGAACGACUCAUUUAAAUCUUUCACCAGUCUUUUCUAUUUUAGUUAUUUUUUGAAUAAACAUUUAAUUCUUGCAGAAUAAUUCGCUACAACAAUCUUGAGCAUAUAACAUGCUCCACGGAUAGCCUUGGAAUGUAUUGCUUCUUUAUAGUUUCAUUGGUAGUAUGCAUUCUAAGGAUCAAAUUUAAAAAUGUUUCUUACGCUCGUUGACAAUAUUCCUCUAAAGAGUUGCCAAGUCAAUCAUGGGAUGGCUACCAACAUUCCUCUGACUGAAUGGCAACGUUCUUGAGAUUGACCUACAACCAGGGCCGGUCUUAGGCCACUGCAGCCAAUGCGGCCGCAGUGGGCCCCGCACAUUCAUAGGCCCCGCGCGAUGCGAAUUCUAGGUGUAAAUUAUUAAAUUAAACCAUUUUAACUUAUUAAAGGGUUCCUGGAAUUCUCCUGAAAUUAUAAAAUUUAAGAAAAAGUCAUGAAAAUCUUCUGAAAUUAUUAAAAUCUUCUGAAAACUGAUGCAAAUCUCCUUAAAACAGACAAAAUUGUCAUUUCGGGGUGUCAUUCAAUAUGGAAAACGCCAAUCCCACUCGAAACAGCUUUGUCAGCUUUCAUUUAAUAAAAAUGUAAUAAUAAGCCGAAUUUUAACAAAAACAAAAAGUUAAAAUACUUAAUUUACUUUAAUAGUCACUGGCAUACAAAUAUAGAUCUGAAUCAAUCUUGACCUCUUCGAAAAAGAAACAACGAUAUUUUGCUAGUCGAUAGUAAAUCUAAAAGGCAGAUCUGAAUGUUUAUAGGUGUUUUGUUGGAAAACUACUAUCUACAGUAAAGUUAAUUUAACAGUGAUUUUGUACUUAGUAAACAAUAAAUAAAAUGCAAAGACGAAUUUAUUUUCUAAUACAAAAUCUUAAUUUUCACUUAUUAUCUUAUUACAACGCAAAUUAGGCCCCGCGCAAUCCGUUUCGCAUAGGGCCCCGCAACCUGUAGGACCGGCCCUGCUUACAACAUACUGACUUGCAUUACAAUAUUCUUGGUGCAGGUAGGCCUACUUUUAAAAUUCUUAGACCUUCCACAAAUUUAAUGAAAAUGUCUGGCCCUUUUGUUGCUCCCUUCAUGAAACGCAUGUAGGAAAACUCUUCAAUAACAGAACAUUUUUCUUUUAAAUAAUGCCAAUGUAUAUAAAAAUAAACCUGUAUGUUAUUUGUUGUUGUUGUUUUUUUUCAUAGUAAAAACAAAACGUGGCGGGCCAGAUGAAAUUUCUCGGCGGGCCAGAUUUGGCCAUCACUGCUUUAGACUGACUGAAAACAUUCUUUACACUGACUGACAACAAUCCUCAGACUGACUGACCCCUUUUUUAGGAUGACUUACAAACUACGUCCCGCGGGCCAGAUCCGGCCCGCGAGGUGCUUCUAUCCGGCCCGCCGAAGCAUUGGAAAAAAAUGUUAAAAACAAAGGUAAAAAAUUAUAAUGUUGAAAAAAAUAUUCUCUUUAAGUUAUGAUUCUCAUCAUUCUUUGAUAAAUUUCAUCUUUUUGUUUGGUAUUUUAAUAUUCAUAGUAAAUAUUUUUUUAUUGUAAGA